Messenger RNA from Hemicordylus capensis (graceful crag lizard), 891 nucleotides. It is a transcript of the gene UCHL3, whose product is annotated as ubiquitin C-terminal hydrolase L3. NCBI's taxonomy places the organism in Eukaryota, Metazoa, Chordata, Lepidosauria, Squamata, Cordylidae. Gene Ontology annotation, biological process: ubiquitin-dependent protein catabolic process; protein deubiquitination. Gene Ontology annotation, cellular component: cytoplasm. Bases 27 to 749 code for a protein of 240 amino acids. The transcript is spliced from 9 exons. The record is from RefSeq and is a predicted model, not a curated record. Gene Ontology annotation, molecular function: cysteine-type deubiquitinase activity.
AGCGGGAGGGAUGUGUUGUGUGCCUCAUGGUGGAAAGGCGGCAGCAGUGGCCAAGUAAAGCGAAACCUCUUCAUUUUGAGGGCUUCUGGGAAAGGAAGGUCACGAACCAGUUUCUCAGACAGCUAGGGAUACAUCCCAGCUGGCAGUUUGUAGAUGUUUACGGUAUGGAUCCAGAACUACUCAGCAUGGUGCCAAGACCAGUUUGUGCUGUCCUCCUCCUCUUUCCAGUAACAGAAAAGUAUGAAAUGUUCCGAACAGAACAGGAAGAGAAAUUAAAAGCUCAGGGACAAGAAGUCAAACCAUCAGUAUAUUUCAUGAAACAAACAAUCAGCAAUGCCUGUGGAACAAUUGGACUUAUUCAUGCUAUUGCAAACAACAGGGAUAAAAUUAACUUUGAAGCGGAGUCCUCACUGAAGAAAUUCCUGGAUGAUUCAGUGUCCAUGAGUCCUGAAGAGAGAGCCAAAUAUCUAGAAACUUAUGAAGCUAUUCGUGUUACUCAUGAAUCCAGUGCCCAUGAAGGUCAGACUGAGGCACCAAGUAUAGAUGAGAAAGUAGAUCUUCACUUCAUCGCAUUAGUAAAUGUUGGGGGCAACCUCUAUGAAUUAGAUGGACGGAAGCCUUUCCCAAUAAACCAUGGGCAAUCAAGUGAUGAUACAUUUUUAGAGGAUGCGGUAGAAGUAUGCAAGGAAUUCAUGGAACGUGAUCCAGAGGAAAUAAGAUUUAAUGCAAUUGCUCUAGCAGCAGCUUAAAUUAUUCUUAAAUGAGGGCAAAAACUCAGUGUUUGUCAGAUGUAUUGAAACAAAAUUAUGCUCUUGCCAUAAGUCAAUAAUGAACAAAUUUUUGAUACCUCCCAAGUAACCUGAUGAGGAUUAAACUUCAGAUUUGCCUUUA